CUAUUUAAUACUUUAAGCAAAAAUAAAUACUGCUUAUGAUGGACUAAUAACCAACAUACUAUAAAUUAAUAACCAAAACAUCUUUACUAUUUGAGAUUUUUUAUAAAUGGCAUCCACCUCCAGCGACGAGCAGGAAGAUUCUUCUUCCUCUCUUACCAAUAAACUGUUAAAAACUCGCGAUGCUUUGGAAAAAUUGAGUUUAGCCAAUGUCCAGGUAACAGAUGGCGAAGAUGAACUAGCAGUGUUCAGACAGCAGUGGCAGCGUGAAUUGGUGGCCACUCCUUCUCCUCAGAGGGAACCUCCUCAACAGCAGCCUAAAUCCGAACCUGAAGAACCAAUCAGCGAUGAAGAGAAGGCAAAGCAACUGUUUCUCCGUGGGGUGGAAUUGGAGAGGUGUGGCAAAUUGUAUGAGGCCAUCCAGCAUUACAAGCGCUCCAUGCAGAUUGUGCCAGAUGUGGAGACCAGGCUCUACGAGAGCACUGAGCACAGAGCUGACACUCCUAUUGAGGAGCUGAAAGUGGAGGAAGUGAGAGAAGUGGAGGAUGUGGAUAGUGAUGAAGAAAUGAUUGAGGGUGAAGACCUGGUGACUCGUCUGCAGCGGAUCCUUGCGAGGAAGGGGACACUCUGCCAACCGGAAUUCACUGCAAGGGGUGGUCAUAUAUCAUGGCUGCCGUACGAGGUUGUCCAGCUGGUGCUGCGCUGGGCGGUCAGCUCGGACCUGGAUGCUGUUACUCUGGAGAGGAUAUCAGCCACCUGCCGCGGUCUGUACCUCGCUGCUAGAGAACCCGACAUAUGGCGGCUGUUGUGUGUAAAGACAUGGGGUAUAGAGUGCGGAGUGCCGCGCGGCCACGGCUUCUCCUCGUGGCGACAGAUGUACAUAGAACGACCUCGUAUACACCUGCAUGGAUGUUACAUCAGCAAGACCACGUAUCUGCGACACGGGGAGAACUCCUACCAGGACCACUCAUACCGACCUUGGUAUCUCGUCGAUUACUAUAGGUACCUCAGGUUCUUCCCCGACGGCGUGGUGCUGAUGUGGACGACCGCGGAGGAGCCGGCCUCGUGCGUGGGCCAGCUGAAGCACCGCGCCGCCAAGCCCAGCCUCGGCAUCAUGCCCGGACACUACAGGCUCGUCGGGGACAAGGUUGUGAUAGUAAUAAAGAAGGUAAGCAGCGAGAAGAAGCCGGCGCACGCUACCAACACUCGUUUCCGCUCGCGCAGGAAGGAGACACACGAACACCAUGAGCAGAUAUUCCAUCUGGUCAGUAUACGAAUAAUGGUCGUUAAUCUAUACUUCUAUAUUUAUAUUUUAUGGACAUGUUGA
Papilio polytes (common Mormon) is the source of this 1324-nucleotide messenger RNA. RefSeq names its product F-box only protein 9. Gene Ontology annotation, molecular function: protein binding. The record is from RefSeq and is a predicted model, not a curated record. The transcript has 10 exons. Gene Ontology annotation, biological process: SCF-dependent proteasomal ubiquitin-dependent protein catabolic process. The coding region runs from base 107 to 1324 and encodes 405 amino acids. Gene Ontology annotation, cellular component: SCF ubiquitin ligase complex. NCBI's taxonomy places the organism in Eukaryota, Metazoa, Arthropoda, Insecta, Lepidoptera, Papilionidae.